Molecule: messenger RNA, 7727 nt
Organism: Macrobrachium nipponense
Lineage: Eukaryota; Metazoa; Arthropoda; Malacostraca; Decapoda; Palaemonidae
Product: gastrula zinc finger protein xFG20-1-like
Exons: 1
Coding region: 109-1878 (589 amino acids)
Biological process (GO): regulation of transcription by RNA polymerase II
Cellular component (GO): nucleus
Molecular function (GO): DNA-binding transcription factor activity, RNA polymerase II-specific
Source: RefSeq, a predicted model, not a curated record
GCUUGCUUUGAGGAAGACGUACACGUGCGCUGUCUGUGGAAAAAGUUUCCAACAUAAGACCAAGUUUACAUGUCACAUGAGGGUUCAUACUGGGGAGAAACCAUAUGAAUGCAAAGUGUGUGUGGUAAGCGAUUUAUAUCAAGUCCUAACCUUGCAAGACAUUGUUUAAUUCACGACCAGGUUAAACCUUUCCCCUGUCCAGAAUGUGAUAAGCAGUUUAGCCAGAAACAGCUUUUGGAAGACCAUAUGCAGAAGCACACAGGAGAGCGCCAGUAUUGCACCAUUUGCAACAAGUACUACACAGCAAAGUCUAGUUUUGAUCAGCACAUGAAAAGGCAUUCUCGUAAGGCGGCACACUUUAAAUGUUUUAAGUGCCAUAAAAUUUUUUGUAGUAGUUGGGCCUUGAAAAAGCAUGUGCGCAUUAACAAGUGUUCUGAAAAAAAAUUCAUGUGUAUGCUCUGUAAUGAACGCUUUACAAGAAAGAUCAGCGUCAUAAAACAUACGAUUCUUUAUCAUGCCUGUGAAGAGGAAAACAAUCCCUCUCUGAAUACUGGGAUAUCAUGUUAUGGUUGUUCCUCGUGCAGUAAGGCUUUCUCAAGGAAACGUUCGCAGAUUUAUCAUGAAACUGUUGUCCACAAAAUAGUGCAUCACCUGAAGUUAACCAACUCGCCUGAACAACCAGAAUUCAUUAAUGGUGCUUAUAUGAAUGAAGCAGAUGGCUCGUUUAAUGAUGAAUAUGUUGCCGAUAGUACUAUAUGUAAAACUAGUACUUUUAAUGAAAACAAACAGAAAACAGUUAGUAAAGCUGGUAAGAAAACUGAUGGUGACAUCUGUGGAUCGGAAAGCAUUGUAAAGGAGGUAUUAACCUACUCAGCUCAUAAUAUCAGUGUAAAACAUCAUGAAAAAGUCAUCCCUUCAAGCAAAAUGUUUGUAAAAGAAGGCAUUGUGGAUGGGGAUGAAUUAAAUGGUGAGCCAAGUAAUGAUAAAGAGUUUAAAAAGGAAGUUACAUAUGAAAUUAUUGACUCUUUUUAUUGUCCAGAAUGCAAUGAGCAGUUUGAUCAGAAACAACUUUUAGAUAAUCACAUGCAGACGCAUAAUGAGGAUCGCCACUGUACUCAGUGCAAUAGGUAUUAUACAUCAACGUCUAGCUUUGAUCGACACAUGAAAAAACAUUCAAGUACGGCAGAACUUUUUAGGUGUUUCAAAUGCUGUAAAGUGUUGUGUGACAGUUAUGCCUUGGAAAGGCAUUUGCGUAUGAACAAAUGCUCUGAAAAGAAUUUUUCCUGUACCCUGUGUAGUGAGCGAUUUAUGAGAAAGAGCAAUGUCAUAAAUCAUACGAUACAUUAUCAUGCUUGUGAAGAGGAAAAGAGUGAUACCUUGUUGAAUGACAAAAUAACUUGUUAUAACUGUUCCAUAUGUGGGAAGCUAUUUUCAAGGAAGCGUUCACAGAUAUACCACGAAAUGGUUGUCCACAGAGUGAUAACGCACUUGAAGUCAACUGGUACACCUGAGCACUCGGAAAUCAUCCAUGGGGAUUCUAUGAAUCCAGCCAGUGGCUCAGUCGAUUUGGAAUUUGUUGAUGUUAGUGUUUGUGAAACAAAUACCAUUAAUAUUGAUUUGCAUAAAGCAGAUAACAUUUCUGGUCAGGAUGUUCAUCAUGAUACUGAUAAUAGUAAUGAGAGAGACCGUAGCGAUGUAGUAGUCCCCUCAAAUAGUGUGUUUAUAAAAGAAGAUAUUGGGGAGGGAGAUGAAGUAAAUGAUGGCCCAAGAAAUCCUGCAGGGUUGGAUUUUCCCGAAGGAAAUGAACGUUUUGAUGUUAUAUUAAAAGAAGACUUAGAAAAUGUUAUAAUUAAAGAUGAAUACAUUGAAAAUGAUUAAGACAAAUGAAAAUUUUUGUAUUAGUAUAUUGAUGUUUUAGUGAUAUCUUUUCGUAUUCUCUGAUUUAGUCUUAUUUAUGUUUAAAAUUGAGUAUAAGCAAAUACUACUGUAAUACGAGGCAUACAGUUUUUAAAGGCUACUCAAAAAAUAUUAUGAAUUUAUAUGUGGAAAUUGAGAUUAAACAAGAGUACUACUACUACUACAGACAGUGUUGGCACGAGUUAUCAACCAGACUUUGACUAGUAAGCUUUUGGAACUUGAAACUCUUAAAAAGGGCUAAAAUCUCUUUUAACAAGAACAUUCCUUAGAUUUACAGUGAUUCAUCAGCUUUGAUCUCCCCCAAAAGAGAGACUUGCUAGAUUACCUUAGGUUUGUUGUGCUUUUAGUAUGAUAUUUCCAAGGUUAUUUCCAAGAUCUUGUAAUUUUUUAUGGAGACGUGGAUUCCAUUAUAUGAUUUCCAUGUAAUACACCUACUACUUCCUUCCUUGCCAUCUGUUUGAGUUGCUUGCAGAGUCAUAUGCAACAUGGUAUUUUUAAUGUGGUGGUCUGGUUAAACAACAUAUAGUGUACGUAAUGAUGUACUGGGAUGUCCCAAGACUUAACAUGACAUAAGUAAUUCACAAUUGAAGAUACAGAGCCAGUGUACUAAUUGGUGUGGAGCUGAUAGCAAUGUACUUCUGUGAGUUUAAAAAAAACUUAUUGUAUGGUAAGUACUUACAUAACUGGUAAAGAAAUUAAGUAACCACUUUAAAUGAUGCUGCAUCAUAACUAAUGAAGAAGAGGGAAGAUUGUUGAAUGGUGAAGUAGGAGUUCCUGUUACAGAAGUAUUGGAGAGCAUUGCAGUUAUUUUUACGAGAUAAAAACUGACAAUUUUGCAAUUCCAAAAGAAGAUAAAAAAACAUGGUAAAAAUUAAUUUCUUUGUUGUUUACCAUUUUAUAUAUGAGAACUUGGAGAGUCUAUGACCUUUUAUAGUAAUUCAAUAUUAUCCUUUGUAGAUACAGUUACAGUAUGUCUUGGUGUAGUUAAUUAAUAUUUUGAUUAGUGGUGUACUUCUUGAAAGCACAGUACAUAUUACAUAAAUGCAAAAGUGUUGUAAUUGCAGUGUGUUUCUGCACAAAUACAAACUUUAGUUCUGUACACAGGAUUCAGCUCACAAAUAAGAGUUAGAACAACCAUUUAACUUCCAGACAAGGUCGUUAACUUUCAACAGGUAGUGGGAAGCCCGACCCACUUGUCGGUAUGCACUACAUUUUGCUUCUAGUCACCGUUGUAUAGUAUACAGCAGAUGUCUCUGCGGAUUCUGUGCCCAAAUUGCCAUUUGCUUUCUUUCAUUUUUUGCUUUGAAUAUAUUACCUUUGUAUGAUUGUUGAGAUUUGCCUGUUAAAUAAAGAUAAGUCAAACCCGUCAAUCACUUAAGCCUCCCAGUUGGUGAAGUUUGCUAGGAGGGAGAAGGUCUUCCUGGUUUCAUCAGGUUGCAGUACUCCUCUGGUGACGCUGAAGGUCCUCUUAAGCACUUUUUUUUUCCCCUGUCAAACUCCCACCCACUGUCACAACUGUACUCCCAAGGGAGUAGUUUCCCCCUCGCUGAUUCCUAUUGAGUGUUCAGUCAAGAGCCAUUGAUGGGGGAGGACAUCCAGCCUGCCUUUUCACCUGCAGCUUCUUUUCACUUUUAUGGAGAGUUUUCUUUUGAGGAACGGUCUUUCUCUGAGCAAAUGGAAGAGCACUACCCUAACUCGACUUUUGUUCCAGGUAAAGUGGAGGAUGAGGGGCCCAGGGAGUUGUGUCCCUCCCUGGGUAUCUAGGGUGCACCCAAUGUUUUGUCCCUUCUUGACCUCUUGAAGGCGACGAAGUUGUAUCCUGUUAACGCUUCAACCAUGAUCAAGAUGACUUCAAUGGUUAUGGUCUCCAGUGGCUCUUGUACCACCCUCACCCUCUUGAUAAUAUAUCCCCACAUAUCUUUGGUGAUGUGCCUGGAGGUGUUGCCUUCAUCUAUAUCCCUUGGGGAGGUCCUCCUCCCAUCGCUCUACUGUUCUAUUCUUGGCUGACUUGGGUAGACAGAGUUGUGGAAGUCGUCUUCAUUGUCAAGUGUUGUUGCCUCCUCUCCUUCUUCUUCCAAAGCUAGUAAUCAGAGGACGAAAAAGUCUGCUGUGUUUUCCCAGAGGAAGUUCUGUUGAGCCUCCAGCUGUCAGUCCUCUAGUGUUACCAAGAGUAUUGCUGCAUUUAUUACCAAGUGAAAGGGUGCAACUACUACCCAGGGUUCCCUGGACCCCCAAUUUACCAGUGAGAAAAGGUGAAACAAGAGCAUGCACAUGCUCUUUCAACCCCCUCUCACUUCAAAGAGAGUGGUUCAGUGGUCCAAGGAAAUGGAUUCAGCCCACCUGGGUCAAUCACCCUUGUGGAAGAUACAGCUUCUUGGGAGACUAUAGCACGCUUAAGGGACAGCCCCCACCCACAUUUGUGUGUGCAGAACCACUCUCCCUGACCCGUGCAGAUGUUGUUACUGUGGGUUGACAACCACCCACAACUUUGCUCACCCUGGUAAAGCUUCGGUCUUUGUCAGGCUGAGCAAAGGUGUCCCCUCCACCUCCUCGGAGUUUACUAGCAGCUGGGAGCCGGACAAGCCCCAGGUCCCGGAUUGGGACCAUUCUUGAUCCUAUCCCAGCCCUAUCAUGGAGGUUUACACUCUUGGUUUGGUCAUUGGGCCAGACAGGUCAUAUUCCUGAGUGGCGGAGAAUGCCAGGGGCUCUGGCAAAUCUCUCUCUCCAGCAGGGGGAAUAACUUGCAAAGGUCUUGGACACCCCUGAGUUGCAGAGGCAUUUUGUGGACAUCACUAAAAUGAUUCACCAUUUCAGUGAUCUUGAGGAAGAGACCAUGGCCUGUUCUACAGACUGUUCUUUAGCCAUCAAGUCUUUGUGGGGGCUGCAAAAGGAGCCCAAGGCUCCAUUCAGCCUAUCAUGAUCAAGACUUUUAUAAAAUACUAGGUGAAUUCUCUCAUUUCUGGGCAAGAGAAUUCACUCUGGUCUAGCCAGUCCAGUAAGUUACUUCCUCUGCCUCUGUCUUGUCAGAGGAAUUAUUACCUUCCUAUGGAGAGUUUGUCGCUGACUAAUCAGGUAGACCCAGACUUGACUUGUCUCUGUUGCUGGUUGGAGCUUCACUGGCUUGGUGCAGAAGGAGGUCCCCUCUCUCAAACAGAGGCAGCAGCCCUGGAGUCGACUGCCGUGCCAGUGCUCCUGACAGUCUUGUUGCUCAAUCUCUGGUCACUUGUGGUGGUCAGGAUUGCAUCAUUGAUGGGAGAGUGAACACCCAAACAGGGUGCCUUCCAAGAGACUGAUACUGUAGGGGUAUAGUGCUUCUACCUACCUCUCCCACCAGACAGCAGGCCUGUGGUCUAACUUGAUUCUGAAGAGGAAGGACACUUUUCUGUCUCAAUUUUCACUUUUCUUUGGACUGGAGUCAGACUUGGCUCUCAGAAACAGACCAGUGCUGGGAUCUGCCUUUCCUUUCCCCCAGAGUGAGGUGGAUGCCGCAGUGGAGAGACUUUGAGUUAAAAACAGUGUCUAAAACCUCUUGGUCUUUGCUUGGCACUGCAGCAUGAUCCUUGGGUCAGGCUGGCCCCUCCUCAUCGCACCAGAGAUAGUCCCAGACUUCCUCUUCCCCUUGUAGAGGAAUCUUGCCUUCUUCUGCCCUGGGAGCACAAGACAUGCAGUCUGGUCCAUUGCAGCCCUUGUCCAUCCUAGGAAGGGAGGGAAGGGCAAGAAGGAAGUAGGGUGCUAAGGGUAAGGGCAGUGUUCCUCCCUGCUUGCUGCCGAUGAUGAAGGGUGCCUGUCAAGCCAUUGGCCAUUGGAGCAGAGACCUGGGUUGAGGAUGUCCCUCAUGAAAAGUAAUACUAGUAUCUGCCACCCUUCACUUUCAAUCCAGUCUGGUCUCAGACUUUUGUUCCCAGCUUGCAGAAGAUCUCACCCUUUGGGAGGGGGUGAAUGCAAUGCUUUAGAAAGGCACAAUAGAAGUUGUGAAGAAUCAAUCUCUAGGUUUUUACCCACCUGUUCUUGGUGGAGAAGGUGACAGGUGAUUGGAGACUGGUCAUCGACCUGUCUAUUGAACCAUUUCAUUCACUGGACCAAGUUCAGGAUGAAAACUGUUUGCUCAACGUUAGAUUCCAUCAAGAGAUAGACUUCAUGCUUUCGAUGGACUUACAGGAUGCAUAUUUUUAGAUUCCCAUCCAUCAAUCCUCUUAGAAGUAUCUCCACUUUACCCUUAGAGGAUGUUGUUCCAGUUCAGGGCACUAUGUUUAAGGCGCAGCCACCCUCCAAAUAUUCACUCAGGUGAGGACAUUGCUGCAAUUACUUAUGGACAGAAAUCAUCUCAAAUUUUAUCACGACCUGGGUGUGGUGAUAAACUUCAAGAGGAGAUAGCGUGGAAGUUCCUGUCGUGACAGGAAAACCUGGUCAGCAGUGGCAAGUCGUUCUGAGUCGCCUGUCUUCAUUUGGAAGCUUGUCCCUCAUAGGCGGGUUCCCCUCUGUUCCAUUCAGUGAAGAGUAAAGGAGUUCUGAUCUCUGACAAGGAACCCUCCUUUCUUUCCUAUUCCCUUUUUGGAGGAAGUAAGGAGAGAUCUGAAUUGGUGGUUAGAUGACAGGAACCUCACAGUAAGGGGGGCACAGCUUGGCACUCUCCCAGUGGAGAUGCUUUUGUUUUUGGACACACCCAACAAGGGAUGGGGCACUAACCUAGAGGAGUUGUUAGUGGCAGGUGUGUGGGAAUUAAAGGCUGCUUUCCUUGCUCUUUAGGAGUAUCAGGAUCGAGUGAUGGGGCACUGUGGUGUUGAUGAACAAUAGCAACACAUAUUGGCAUAUGUCAACAAGCAAGGCAGAACUUGUGCCUCUCCAGCUACACCAGUUGGCUGUGCAGGUGCAUGAGUUGGUAGUAGCUCACUCGGCAGCCAGGUACAUUCCAGGUGCUCAGAAUAUAGUAGCAGACAAGCUCAGUAGCCAGAGUCAGGUAACAGGGACAGAAUGGUCUGUACAUCCAAGCAUUGCAGAGAAGCUCUUCAAGCUUUGGGGAACUCUGAGCAUCAACCUGUUACCUACCCAGUACAGCAGGAAACUUCCAGUGUUCUGUGUUCUGCUCAAUAGUGUAGGACCCAUGGGCUGCGAUAGAGGAUGCCUUCCAGCACCCAUGGAAUACUUUAGUAGCUUAUGUCUUCCCACCAUUUUGCUGGAUUCAUCACAUAAUUAACUGGAUGUAGACUAACCCAAAUCUUAGGUUGACUCGGGAAGCCCCCAACUUGCCACAUGCCAAGUGGUAACUAGACCUGAUAGCUCUGUUAUCAGAGGUCCCGAGAGAGAUCCCCCAAUGGCACAACCUUCUGUGUCAACUACACAUCAAGAGGUAUCACCUGUCACUUUGACACCUUGGUCUAAAGACAAAGUGCAGUGCAUACUGACAGCUAGGCUGAGCUUCCCACUACCUGUCGAUAUUUAACGACCUUGUCUGAAAGUUUAACAGAUAUUCCAGCUCACAUUUGCGAGCUAGAUCCUAUGUAAAAAAAAACUUCAGGUAUGUAUGUUAGGAAAAAUACAAAUUUCAGUAUGUUUUUUAAAAAUUUGCUAUAGUGCUUAAGGUUUAAUCACUCGGUAAAUUAGUUGUCACACCAAUCUUGGAUUUGAUGGAUAUGUUCAGACUGUAGUUCAAAAUAUUUUUGGGGCAUAUAAAAUGAGUAUAAUGCAUUAGUAUGUAUAACAAUUUACAUCAACAUGUUAAAUGCUCCCAUGUUACAAUAGAGUUAAUGAUGACUCAUCUGUGCUUCAGUUUAAAUGACAUUUAUCUUAUUAAGAGAAAUUAUUGAAUACAA